Messenger RNA from Dichotomopilus funicola, 2889 nucleotides. RefSeq names its product cop9 signalosome complex subunit 12. Gene Ontology annotation, biological process: fatty acid beta-oxidation. Gene Ontology annotation, cellular component: mitochondrion. Bases 1 to 2889 code for a protein of 962 amino acids. The record is from RefSeq and is a predicted model, not a curated record. The transcript has 7 exons. Lineage: Eukaryota; Fungi; Ascomycota; Sordariomycetes; Sordariales; Chaetomiaceae. Gene Ontology annotation, molecular function: acetyl-CoA C-acetyltransferase activity.
AUGGCGGGGCAAUUUAGGCACGCGCUGCGCCUUGCGCCGCAACUCCAGAAGUCUGGCUCGGCUCGGCUGUUCUCGACACAAUCCAGUCUUCGGCAAGAGGUCCGGGACGCCUACAUCUUGAGCGCAUCCCGGACGCCUACGGCCAAGUUCAAUGCUUCGUUCACUAGCGUUCCCGGCCCGCAGCUGGGCGCCGUCGCCAUCAAGUCAGCGCUCGAAAAGUCCAAGGUACCCGUCUCAAAGAUUACCGAUGUCUACAUGGGGAACGUGCUCCAAGGCUCUGUUGGGCAGGCUCCAGCACGGCAGGCGUCCAUCUUUGCGGGGUUGCCACCAUCGGUCGAGGCCAUCACUAUCAACAAGGUGUGCGCUUCGGGGCUAAAGGCAGUAGCGUUCGCGGCCCAAAACAUCCAGCUGGGCCUCGCAGAGGCACAAAUUGCAGGCGGCUUCGAGAACAUGUCCCGGGUACCGUACUACCUGCCGCGGGCGAGCGGGUUACCAGCGUUCGGCCACAUCAAGGUCGAGGACGGCUUGAUCAAGGAUGGCCUGACGGACGUGUACGACCAAAUCCACAUGGGCAACUGCGCGGAGAGCACAGCAAAGAAAUACAGCAUUACGCGCGAAGCGCAAGACCAGUAUGCCAUCCAGUCCUACGAGCGGGCGCAGGCCGCGUGGAAGGCCAACGCCUUCGCCGACGAGAUCGCGCCCGUCACGGUCAAGGGCAAGAAGGGCGACACGGUCGUCAGCGUGGACGAGGGGUACCUCGAUGUUAACCUCUCUAAGGUUCCGACGCUCAAGCCGGCGUUUGUGCGUGACGGGACGGGCACCGUGACGGCGGCUAACUCGUCGACGCUCAACGACGGCGGCAGCGCCCUCGUCCUUGGCAGCAAGGCGAUCGCGCAGGAGUUUGGCGCCGGUUCCCGCGUGUUGGCGCGCAUCUGCAGUUCGGCAGACGCAGCGGUUGACCCGAUUGAUUUCCCGGUCGCCCCAGCCAAAGCGGUGCCCAUCGCGCUAGAGCGGGCGGGCAUCACCAAGGACCAGGUCGCCGUGUGGGAGUUCAACGAGGCCUUUGCCGCGGUCAUCAAGGCCAAUGAGAAGAUCCUCGGGUUGGAGGGCGCGCGGGUCAACCCGCUGGGCGGCGCCAUCUCGCUGGGCCACGCGCUGGGCAGCUCGGGGUCGCGCAUCCUAGUGACGCUGUUGCAUCAGCUGAAGCCCGGCGAGUACGGUGUGGCGGCCAUCUGCAACGGCGGAGGCGCGGCGACGGCGAUGGUGGUGCAGAGGAUUGACGCCACGAUGAGCCUCGUCAUCCAAUUUCUUACCAGCAUCCGGGGUUUUGUGCGCGAUCAGAAUGGUGAUGAGCUGCGAAACUGGCUGUUGGUUGAGAACGAUGUGGGCAGCAAUUAUUUUGACAUGAGCGCCGAGCUCCGGAGGAGCUUCCCGCCUAGCUCAACCUCGCUCGAGAACACCGUCGACAAAUGCUUGCCGCAGGAGGACACCGUACCCGAGGGUAAAGGAUCACCCUGGCCCGGCUUCAACUCGUUCAUCAGGGAGUAUUUGGAGUAUUGGCGUGAUGUCAAUUUUGGGGAUGUCGUGAGGCUGCAUUCUCGGUUGAGCGAUCUUCUCAACUCCUGCGCGAAUGCCCUUGCGAACCCCACGUACGGCACCAUGUUGCUGCAGACAAGCAUGGCGCUCUCCGAGGCGUUGUCCAAGCUGGUUAUGAACCUGACUCGGCAGCCCGAGUUGCUUGCCCAGAUCCACGGUGACACCACCGGAGAGGAGGCGGGCGAGAAGAAAUCUAUCGUUGAGCUGGCCGCCGACAUCAUCCAAAAGAUAUUCACAUCAUGUCUAACCGACCGCUCGAGCACGCGUUGGUCAGAGCCCAAGGGGAAGAAGGUCGCCGUCUACCUUUUCGCAAACCUCACCCUGAGGCUGCUCUUUGCUUGUGACAAAUCUCGACUGGCUGUGCAAAUGUUUACCAAUUUAUCGACUAGCGGCCCAGCACUCUCGCUCUACCCAGCCUCCCAGCGUGUCACCUUCCUCUACUACCUCGGCCGUUUCCACUUCGAUCACAGCCACUAUAUGCGCGCCGAGAUGUGCCUGGCCGAAGCCUAUCACCAGUGCCUCCCGCAAUUCCAAAACCACCGCCGGCAGAUCCUCACCCAUUGGAUCGCCGCCAACCUCCUUCUCGGCCGCUUCCCUUCGUUGGCCCUCCUCCAACGGCCCGAGGCCGCCGGCUUCGCUGACAUCUUUGUACCCCUCUGCAGCGCCAUCCGCUCGGGCAACUUCGUCACAUUCCACCAAGCCCUGCGUCUAAACCGCGACUGGCUUUGGGCCAAGGGUUUCUACCUCACCUUUCUCUACCGCCUCAAGCCGCUAGUCUGGCGCUCCUUCACCCGCAAAGUCUUUCUCUUCACUUGGCAAGGGGCCGAGGGCGGUAACCGCGCACCCUCGCUCGCCUUUGACGACUUAGUCGUUGCAGCUGGUUACGUCCAGAAACUCCUCGAGGGCUAUGUCCCCGCCCACUCCGCGCAGCAGCCAAACAACCGACCCCGUUCAUCCAGCAACAGCACCAACCCGCUCUUCCUCCAAGCCGUCACCCACAACGCCAACAUCUCCUCCUCUACCCUCAUCCCACCCCCCGGUGGGCCGCGCCGCCUCAUGCCCGCAGACGGCCUCCUCUUCGGAAACAAACCACCCGAUCUCGAAAACAUCGAGUCUGUCGUGGCCGGACUGGUCUACGCGGGGCUCCUGAACGGGUUUAUCGCGCGGCAGCAGAAGCGGUUUGCCGUAGAGGGCGCGAAAAGGAUGGGCGGUAAUGCCGUGGCCGCUGGGGAAGGAGCAGAGCCGCCGGGGGAGAUGGACGAUGUGCCAGGGUGGGUGAGGGAUCAGUCGUAG